UGAUCUUGAAGGAAGGCAGUCGAUGAAGAAGGAAAAAGUCUUCCUCCGAAGGAAGGUCAACCCCUUCCUCUCUCUCGCAUUCAGAAGGCCCUUCACCACCAUCGUUCGGAUUUCCGCUACCAGAAAUUGUCUGUUCCUCUUCGAGCGUCAAGUGAAAGAUGGAAGGAGUUGUUUCAAUUUUGCUGGAGAAAUUGACGGACUUGUGGUUCGGAAAGGCUGAAGAACUUGCUUCUGUUAGUGGGGAGCUCCUGAAACUGGGUAGCCAAUUGAAGGCUAUCCAGCCUCUUCUUGAAGAUGCUCACGACAAGCAAUUCGCAUCGGCGCACAUCAAGGAAUGGAUUUCAAGGCUGAACGAGGUCUUGUAUGAUGCCGAAGAUGUAAUCGAUCUUUACAGGGUCAGGAUCGAGUCCAACUCAGUCGAUGCACGGGGCGAGAAGCGGAAGGUAACCAAAUUUCUGCCCUCCUUUUCAGAGUGCCGUAACCUCCCUUUUCUUAGUGAAAUUUCUAGUGAGAUAAAAGCAAUCAAUGAGAGGCUUAGCAUGAUUUGGAAAGAGAAGGAUCUUUAUGGCCUUGUUCCGUUGGUGGGAGAUCGUUCGAGAUCUCCACAGCAUACUGCAGAGGUGUACCCAAACCGCCAAACUACUUCCUACAUCACUGAGCCACAUGUUUAUGGAAGGGAAAGAGACGAGGAGUUGAUAAUAGAGUGGUUGAAGAAGGAGGUUUGUGAGGGAAGGGGAGAAAACGCCCGAGUCAUUGCAAUCGUUGGCAUGGGGGGAGUCGGCAAGACGACCCUGGCGAAGAAGGCUUACAAUAAUUCUAGCAUAAAAGAACAUUUCGAGAAAUUCAUGUGGGUUUGUGCAUCAGAAAUACCACAAGCAUUGCAUCUGUUCAAGCAUGUAUUGGAAGCAGCUGGUGGAAAAGAAAGUGGUGCUGAUAAAAUAAUGGGCUUGAAUGUCUUGCACUCGGAGAUAAGUCAGCAUUUGAAGGAAAAGAAAUUUCUACUCGUUUUAGAUGAUGUUUGGAAUGAUGACUGGUGGACAGAAUUGAAUGGGCUUCUGCAAGUUGGAGCCUUGGGGAGUAGGGUCUUAGUCACUACAAGAGAGAAGAGUGUCGCAGAGACAAUGGAUGCAGCGUACUUGCACGAUUUGAAGUGCUUAUCUGAUGAAGAAAGCUGGAACCUGUUUAUUAGCAAAACAUUAAGAAGAAAUGAGUUAAUAGUAGAUCUUGCUAGAGUUGAGGACAUUGGAAGGAUCAUAGUUGGAAAGUGCAGAGGAUUGCCACUUGCUUUAGGUCUUGUAGCAAGUAUGUUGCGCCACAAGAAGAGAGAAAGGCCAAUUUGGCAAGAAGUUGUCAGCAGCCCCUUGUGGUCUUGGAAACAGAGCAACAAUGAAAACAGUAUAAUUUCAGCUAUAGCGUUAAGCUACAUGAGUCUUCCUUUUGCUUUAAAACAGUGCCUAACUUACUUAUGUACAUUCCCCAAGGAUUUUAAGAUUGAAAAACAUUUCCUACUAAGGUUAUGGGAGGCAGAAGGUUUUGUUUCAAAAGACGGAGUAGACACAGAGGCUCUGGCUGGCCAGUAUCUUGAAGCAUUGGCUAAUUGCUCAUUGGUUCAAGUAGAACAGUACAAAACAACAUAUUAUAGGUUGCAUGACAUUGUUCAUGAUUUCGCUACUUACAUAAGAGGUCAUGAUUGUGCAGAUGCGGCUUCUUUAACUUCAGCAACUGUGUCCCAUCAACCACGCUUCUUCUUUUCAUCAAGGUAUGAUCCAUGUCCUACUGAUGAUGCUCUAAGAAGACUCACGAAACUGCGCACGUUGCUCAUGAUUAGAGGGGGACGUCUGUUACCCAUGACAAUAGUUUCAAAGUUAAACUGGUUAAGGGUCUUAGAUGUGAGCUAUAGUAGCAUAUCUGAAUUGCCUGAAUCAUUGGGUAACUUAGUACUGCUAAAAUACUUGAAUGUUUCUCACACAAGGAUAUGCUCAUUGCCAGAAUCCAUUGUAAAAUUAGGUGACCUUCAAAGGUUAGACCUUGAUUCAACUUCCAUUAAAGAGCUUCCAAGAGGCAUUUCACAACUUCGUGCACUAAGGCAUGUUCACUUGGAAAAUGCAUACUCCUUGGAAUUUUUGCCGAAGGAAAUGGGAAGGCUGACAUGCUUACUGACAUUGAGCAAUUUUUUGGUGGGCAGUAGAAGGUUGGGUGAAUGUGGAAGCAGCAUAAGGGAGUUAUGCCACCUAAAUUGUUUAAGAGGAAAGAUAGCCAUUGAAAAUAUAGAAAGAGUAAGGAGCAAAGAAGAGGCUAAAGAAGCCGAGUUAGAGAAGAAAAUAUACUUAGAAUGCUUAAGGUUAUCAUGUGACUGGAAAUGCACACAAAAUUUUGACAGAAGGGCUGCAGAAAAAGUACAGGACAUAUAUGAAGAACUUCAACCUCCCAUGAGCUUGAAAAAGCUAGAAAUAUACAAUUAUGGGGGCCUUACUCUUCCCACUUGGUUUAACUCCACAACAUACUAUGGUUUGGAGGACGUCACCUUAUAUAAUUGCAAAUUUCUGGUAGAGCUACCCAUGUUGGGGCUUUUGCCAAACCUGGUAAAACUCGAGAUAGAAGGUGCUUCCAGUGUCAAGAUAAUUGAUAAUAGGUUUCACCAUAGUUUUGGAGAAGUUGGGUUUCCCAGGAUUGAAGAGCUAGUUAUUCGUGACAUGAAAAGUCUAGAGGAGUGGUCAUUCAACGCUGAUGGAAGAACAAUGCCUCGUCUUAGAAAUCUGACAGUUUAUGACUGCCCAAAAUUAAGGAGAUUACCCGAUGGCCUACAACUCAACAGGCUCCACAAACUGAAAAUGAAGAAUCUUUUUAUGCUUGAUUCCAUAUGUUUGACAUCACUGGAGAACAUGAGAAAACUCAAACUCUGUGCGUUGAACAAAAUAAACAUACGAGGUCUACAUGGCCUCAAAACUGCAAAUAUGCUUCAAAAGCUGGAUCUCAAGGGACUUCCGAAGUUGGAUGUAGAGUCAAAAUCACUGGAACAGGCAUUGCAGGUGAUGAAUCAGGUGACAGUCUUGAUUUUGCAAGAUUGUCACACAGUAGCAGAAUCCGUAGCAGAUGUAUUUAGGUGCCACCACCUCCCCAACCUUCGCCUUCUCAAGAUUUUCUCUACUGUAUCUCUGAUGGAUGAUAUGGACCGGGGGAGAUCUUCAGUUGCAUUUGAGUUGGAAGUUGAUUGUGUUGAGAUGGGCGUCAGACUGAGUGGGUUUGGAAACAUAGGCGAUAGGGUAGGACAUCUUUGCAUAAGGUUGUCAAAUGAAGUGGACUAUCUUCCAGAAUGGAUUCAACAUCUCCACCAACUGCAUUACUUAGAAAUUAGGGACAGUCCUAGGCUUUCUUGCUUAUCAGAUUGGUUGGGUAAAUUGUCUAAGCUUCAGAGGCUGCGCCUCUAUAAUCUACCAGAGUUAAGGGGCCUGCCAGACAAGAUGGAAGCCCUUACUCAGCUGCAAGAGUUGAAGAUUCAAGAAAUCCCCAGGUUGACCCAUUUGCCUACAUGGUUGGGCAAGUUGUCCAAGCUUCAGAGGCUGGCACUCGAGAACCUUUCUGAGCUAAGAAGUUUGUGGGAUGAGAUAAACACCCUCACUCAACUUGAACAAUUGUUCAUCUACAACAUCCCAAAGCUGACCAACCUGCCAGAAUGGCUGGGCAAGUUGUCGAAGCUACAGGGGUUAUACCUUUGGCACCUGCCAGAGUUGAGAAGCCUGCCAGAAGGCAUGAAAAAUCUGACCCAACUUCAAGAACUAGAAAUCAAAUAUAUCCCCAGGCUAGCCCCUCUGCCGGACUGGCUGGGCAAUUUAUCCAAGUUUCGAAGAAUAAGCUUCUAUCACCUCCCACAGUUGAAUGACACUAUCCCUCACUCGAUCUGAACAAAUGGCAAGAGGAGGUACUCAUUUUUUUAGAGAGGCUUCAGCAUUGAAAGUCAAGGUUCUGUUGCAGUUUAGGAUGCACAAUCAAGAUUUCAAAUGCAGCAAAUGAAUCAACAUCGGCCCCAUUCAUUUUAGUACUGUUACGUAGAGGAUGCCACUUGCAGUCAUAUGAACUACUUUCAUACCAUGCUAGAAAGAUUCACAUCUGUGACAUCUAUUAAUCUUGUGAUUCCAAUCUACCCGUGUUUUUUGUUCCGAAGAUCUUACCAUUUCCGAAGGAACUAGUGCUUCGGAAUCCACAAACUCUCCUGACUGAUAGUCAGAAUUUCUUCGAAUGUGUACUUGAAAUGAGUAUAACUGCACAGCAUAUGAUACACGUUA
Molecule: messenger RNA, 4283 nt
Organism: Nymphaea colorata (pocket water lily)
Lineage: Eukaryota; Viridiplantae; Streptophyta; Magnoliopsida; Nymphaeales; Nymphaeaceae
Product: putative disease resistance protein RGA3
Exons: 1
Coding region: 159-3902 (1247 amino acids)
Biological process (GO): defense response to fungus
Molecular function (GO): ADP binding
Source: RefSeq, a predicted model, not a curated record